AUGUACCACGAAAAGCAACAACGCGAAUUGUGCGCUCUACAUGCACUUAACAACCUAUUUCAAGACAAAUCGUCAUUCAGCAAAUCACAACUAGAUCAAAUUUGUCAGAAUCUGUCCCCAAACGAAUACAUCAAUCCUCACAGAUCCAUUCUUGGGCUUGGAAAUUACGAUGUGAAUGUUAUCAUUGCCGCAUUGCACAUGAAAGAUUGUGAAGCUAUCUGGUUCGAUAAGCGAAAAGAUCCAUCACGAAUUGAUACAUCGAAAAUAGUGGGGUUUAUACUAAACGUUCCGAGCAACUACAAAGUGGGGUUUGUGAAGCUACCUAUUCAGCGUAGACAUUGGAUAGCCAUUCGGCAAAUCAACAAAGAGUACUGGAAUCUUGACUCCAAACUGGAUGCUCCCCAAUGUUUGGGAGAUGAAGCAAGUAUGCUACAGUACCUACGAGAGCAGCUGCAAAGCAACGAUAAAGAAUUAUUCGUUAUAUGCACAGGAGAGGUAGAUAAAUCACAGCAAUGGCUCCUCCCAGACAACGACCAACGGUGAAGAAAAGGAGCGUAAUAUAUUUAAAUAUCGUUAACA
Molecule: messenger RNA, 579 nt
Organism: Anopheles maculipalpis
Lineage: Eukaryota; Metazoa; Arthropoda; Insecta; Diptera; Culicidae
Gene: Josd
Product: josephin-like protein
Exons: 5
Coding region: 1-543 (180 amino acids)
Biological process (GO): protein deubiquitination
Molecular function (GO): cysteine-type deubiquitinase activity
Source: RefSeq, a predicted model, not a curated record